This is a messenger RNA of Penicillium chermesinum, 1152 nucleotides long. RefSeq names its product PAF acetylhydrolase family protein. Gene Ontology annotation, molecular function: 1-alkyl-2-acetylglycerophosphocholine esterase activity. The transcript has a single exon. Lineage: Eukaryota; Fungi; Ascomycota; Eurotiomycetes; Eurotiales; Aspergillaceae. Bases 1 to 1152 code for a protein of 383 amino acids. The record is from RefSeq and is a predicted model, not a curated record.
AUGAUGCGGACCAUCUUAUGUGUCGCUUUCCUCGUUUGCCUCGGGCAUUCUUCUACUAUUCCUCUUCCUCCCAGUACAGGACCAUGCAACGUCAGGCUUCAUGCAAGUGAACUGGUCGAUGCCUCUCGGACUGACCCCUAUGAUCCAAAAAGAGGGAAACGCGCUAUCAUGGUCACGAGUUUCACUCCGACUGCUUGCGGCAGUGUAUCCUCCGCCUCUUACUUCCCGAAUGCAACGGCCACAUUCGAGGAUGAAUUCUUCCAGGCAAUGGGACUAGCCCUAGCCCCAGGAACGUUCAAGUCUUUUCAUAUAGAGACCCAGCUCAGUCAGCAGCCGUCUUCUGCCAGCCGUGGAGGAUAUCCAGUAGUACUGUUCUCCCCGGCAGCGGGAAUGUCAAGAUUAGUGUACACGGUGCUCCUUCAAGACAUUGCGAGUUACGGUUUCGCCGUGGUUUCUGUCGACCACCCGCAUGAUGCUAAUAUCGUCGAAUUCCCUGACGGCCGCACCGUCAUCGGAACAAACAUCUCCACGAAUGCGCAAUAUCUCGCAGCGCUGAACGUGCGAGUGAAAGACAUGUCGUUUCUUCUCGAUCAGAUACAGAAUGAUAGCGCGGUCAAAGAAAUAUUUCCUUUAUCAAAAGCGAGUCCAAAUCUGCUCUCGCUCCACCGCGCAUCGAUAUUCGGCCAUUCGCUCGGCGGUGCAACAGCAGCACAGACCAUGUUCGUCGAUGAUCGGUUUGCCGGGGGCAUCAACCUGGAUGGCCAACUGUGGGGCUCCGUCGUCGACAAAGGUCUUGCGAAACCAUUUGUGCUUUUCGGCAACUCAAACCAUACUCAAGCAACAGACCCUUCCUGGAGCAAGUUCUGGUCCAAAUCGCGCGGAUGGAAACUUGAGCUCAAGCUCGCGCAGUCUAAGCACUAUACCUUUUCCGACUUCCCGGUGCUUGUCGAUGCGCUGAGUAUAUCAGAAGAGGCGAGGCAGGUUGUGCAGACCGAGAGGACGGGGACAAUAGGUGCCGUGAGGGCUAAGAACGUGAUUACCUCGUACGUGACUGCUGCACUGAAGUAUUUUGCUUAUGGAACAUCGUGUGAUUUAUUAAGCGGGCCUUCGGCAUCAUUUCCGGACGUGAGCAUUGUGGCAUCAAAGUCUUAA